CGGACGAGCCGAGGGCUGCGCUGAGAACGUUGCAGCUGUCACUAUGGACGCGGAAGUGCGCUGACCUCGGUUUGCUUUAAAAUAGGGUUCAGUUUCCCUGACAGUCGUAUUUGGUCGAAUACGACGGGAAAUUCCCCUCCCCACCCCAGCCUAGACCCACUGCGCGGGCCGCGUAGCUCAGGCCGGUCCCACGCGGCGGUCAGUGCCCCGGCGCGUCCUCGGCUCCGGGAGCUGCCCUUGAGGCGCCGUGGGAGCACCCAGGCGACAGCUCCUAAAAUAGUCGGACCUGCGCCUAGCCUAGCAGGAAGACAGUAAUCGUGGGAAUUCAGCUACCCACCCGAGCAAUAUGAAGAUUGUUUUUGUAGAACCUGCCAUUUUUCUUAGUGCAUUUGCUAUGACAUUGACCACUCCACUGACAACACAAUAUGUUUAUAGGAGAAUCUGGGAAGAAACUAGCAACUACAGUUUUGCAUUUGAUAGCAAUAUUUCUCAAUGUGAAAAAAACAAAAGCAGCCCACUUUUUAUAUCCCAAGAGGAAGUUCAGAAAAAAGCAUCUCUUUUUAGUCUGCAGAUGGACAUGAGUGGAUUAAUUCCUGGCCUAGUGUCUACAUUCAUACUCUUGUCUAUUAGUGAUCACCACGGACGAAAACUCCCUAUGAUUUUGUCUUCUGCUGGUGCUCUUGCAACCAGCAUUUGGCUCUGUUUGCUUUCCUAUUUCGCUUUGCCAUUCCAGCUUUUAAUCGCAUCCAGCUUUAUUGGUGCACUCUGUGGCAAUUAUACCACAUUUUGGGGAGCUUGCUUUGCCUAUAUAGUUGAUCAGUGUAAAGAGCACAGACAAAAAAUAAUUCGAAUAGCUAUAAUUGACUUUAUACUUGGACUUGUUACUGGACUAACAGGACUGUCAUCUGGCUACUUUAUUAGAGAACUAGGUUUUGUCUGGUCAUUUUUAAUUAUUGCUAUGGCCCUUACUGUUAACCUGAUUUAUAUUUUAUUUUUUCUCGGUGAUCCAGUAAAAGAGCCUUUAUCUCAGAGCGUUACUAUGUCAUAUAGUGAAAGCUUUAAAAGCUUAUUUCAGCGAACUUACAUGCUUUUUAAAAAUGCUUCUAGCAAGCAGCGGUCUUUACUCUGUUUGUUACUUUUUACAAUGAUCACUUAUUUUUUUGUGAUAAUUGGUAUUGCUCCAAUUUUUAUCCUUUAUGAAUUAGAUUCACCACUCUGCUGGAAUGAAGUUUUUAUAGGUUAUGGAUCAGCUUUGGGUAGUGUCUCUUUUUUGAGUAGUUUCCUAGGAAUAUGGAUUUUUUCCCACUGUAUAGAAGAUAUUCAUAUAGCCUUCAUUGGAAUUUUUACCACCAUGGUAGGAAUGGCUUUGACUGCUUUUGCCAAGACAACACUGGCCAUGCUUUUAGUCAGGGUGCCGUUCCUUUUCGUUAUUGUGCCACUGUCUGUUCUGCGGUCCAUGUUGUCAAAAGUGGUUCCUUCUACUGAACAAGGUACCCUCUUUGCUUGUGUUGCCUUCUUAGAAACACUUGGUGGAGUCACUGCAAUUUCUACUUUUAAUGGAAUUUAUUCAGCCACCGUUGCUUGGUACCCUGGCUUCACUUUUUUGCUGUCCGCGGGGCUGUUACUAAUUCCAGCAAUCAGUCUGUGUGUUGUCAAGUGUACCAGCUGGAAUGAGGGAAGCUAUGGACUUCUUAUACAGGAAGAAUCCAGUGAAGACACUUCAGACAGAUGAUUGUGAUUUUUUUUUUUUAAAUUAAUGCACGUCAUACUCUGUGACUUCUAAUGAACAUUAACUCCACAGUCAGCAUAUCAUUCGUUGUAAAUGUUAGAUAUCCUUUCUUCUACACUGAAUACUCAGAGAAACUGCUCCUGGCUUCAGCUUUUCACACUUUGGGCACUUUGUACACAUCAUGCAAUAUAGUUCUAAUACACAAAGGGACAAAUCUCAAACCCUUCUCACUUUAAGACUUAUAAAAGGGCAUCUAGAACUUAAAGAUGUAGGAGAGAUUAAGGAACUCGAAGAGGUCAAAAGCAGUAAUCUCUCUGAUGUACACUGGUCUCUCAAACAGAGACCAAUGAGAACUCUUUACCUCAGUUUCCUCAUCUGCUAAAUGGGUUUCUGACCUCUCUCAGGGAAAAAUUAUGAUGAAUCACUCACUGCAAACAAAAAAGAAAUGAUAUAUGUGUAAGAUACUUGCAGUAUAAUUUUACCUAUACUUGGGUAAUGCUUUGUUUUAUAGAGCCCAUCAAGGUGCUUUUGAUAGUUAAUGCUGUUGAUAGACACAAAAUCCUUACAAGGAAAGCACUUUAAAGAAUAUAUCUUUUCACUUUUCCUAGUAUGUUUCAUCAGUGACAAAAAUAACAUUUCUAUGUAUAACACAGGUGUGACUGGGAACAAAUAACAUUAAAAAUUUAAUUGUUUAAAAUAAAUUUUAAAACUGAGCAAAUAGCUAAUCAUAAUAUAAUGAAACUAAUAUUGAAGACCCAG
Tupaia belangeri chinensis (Chinese tree shrew) is the source of this 2488-nucleotide messenger RNA. RefSeq names its product solute carrier family 46 member 3 (gene SLC46A3). Gene Ontology annotation, cellular component: lysosomal membrane. The transcript has 6 exons. Gene Ontology annotation, biological process: vacuolar transmembrane transport. NCBI's taxonomy places the organism in Eukaryota, Metazoa, Chordata, Mammalia, Scandentia, Tupaiidae. The record is from RefSeq and is a predicted model, not a curated record. Gene Ontology annotation, molecular function: transmembrane transporter activity. Bases 347 to 1732 code for a protein of 461 amino acids.